CCGAAGGAGAAAAAUACUGUGUUCCAAGUAUGGAAGGAUUGGAUAAGGCAAGAGCGUGUCAAGAACAUAACAUCAGCCGGCUAUCGAGUUAUACUUUCCUCAUGUUUUCGUAUCUUUGCCAAUAAUUAUGUGGAGCAUUGGUACCCAUACUACAUGUGUGAUCCAAGAGACUUCUCAG
Trichobilharzia szidati is the source of this 178-nucleotide messenger RNA. The record is from the annotation of a GenBank genome assembly. NCBI's taxonomy places the organism in Eukaryota, Metazoa, Platyhelminthes, Trematoda, Strigeidida, Schistosomatidae.